Hyla sarda is the source of this 7485-nucleotide messenger RNA. It is a transcript of the gene FAM110C, whose product is annotated as family with sequence similarity 110 member C. Bases 545 to 1426 code for a protein of 293 amino acids. The record is from RefSeq and is a predicted model, not a curated record. NCBI's taxonomy places the organism in Eukaryota, Metazoa, Chordata, Amphibia, Anura, Hylidae. The transcript has a single exon.
ACCGAUCUUUUUCCUGGAGCCCUAUGACCCCACACGGAAAACCCGCACACUUCUGACAUCCUGGAAGAAAAGAGAAAUAACAGGAGGGCGGGGACGAGCCGCACAGCACUGCAGGGAGAAAGUGUGCCGCUGCCAGACACGCCCCCUCCUGGCAGUGCCGAGCGCUGAUUGGUGGGGCCGGGGGCAGUCAAUGCUUGAUGUAGUGGAGUGUCGCAGGAACAGCAGGCAGACAGACAGCAGAGCAGGCGACGAGGAGGCAUCACCUGUGCACUGACAGCCUGCAGAGGGGAUAUCACUAGUGCACUGGACACUGACAGCCAGCAGUGGAGAUAUUACUAGUACACUGACCGGCAGCAGAGGGGGCAUCAGUAGUGCACUGACCAGCAGCAGAGGGGGCAUCAGUAGUGCACUGACCAGCAGCAGAGGGGGCAUCAGUAGUGCACUGACCAGCAGCAGAGGGGGCAUCAGUAGUGCACUGACAGGCAGCAGAGGGGGCAUCACUAGUGCACUGGACACUGGUCACUGACAGCCCUCAGCAGGUGCUAUGCCCACAGAGGUGAUGAGUGCGGUGAGGAUGCAGCCCAUCUCCCAUCUGCAGCACCACAGCCCGGUGCUGCCCAUCAGGCUGCUCACCCGGGGCCCCGACUACCUGCGCCGGCAGAUAGAGACUGGCACCCCUGCCCGGAGCACCCUGAGCGCCGUGGAGCGGCUGGCAGCGGACAAGGCCAAGUAUGUGAAGAGCCAGAAGGUGGCUGGCAGCUCAGCGUCAGAAAGCAGCACAGAAAGCAGCUCCAGGGGCAGCCAGCAGGAGGCAGAGUCCGGGACUCCUGUGAGGAGGGGCAGCAGCAAGAGGCUCCUGAGGCCGGACUCCCUGGUCAUCUACAGGCAGAAGAACCGAGGAGAGGCCAUGGCAGAGGAUGCCAGGACCGGGCUGGUCAGGAGGCUGUUCUUGGGCAGCGCCAAGGAGAAACCCCUGGUCUCUAUAGCGCCCUCUAUCGCGGAGAGCCGGAUGAAGGAGAGAUCCCGCUCCGGCCUGCACCGCUCGCAGUCGGACAUCAGCUCCAGAUACUCCCGAUCCUUCUCCGACUUUGACACCUUCUUCAAGUACUGCGGCCUGGAGCCCGAGGUGGUGGAGGAGCUGGGCAAGGACAUGUUCACCGCCGCCCCGGAGGAUGCCCUGGACAACAGCGCCGGCCACCGACUACGCAGUGCCAGUGUAGCCACGUCCGACAGCGGCUUCAGUCGGAGGAGCGGGGGGGAGGGCAGCAAUGGUGGACUGCAGGAGGACGAGCAGCUCGGCGGGGGGCAGCUCCCGGGCAGCAACAGCAACACAUCGGUCAUAGAACGGAAUGCCAGGAUCAUCAAGUGGCUGUACAGCUGCAAGAAGGCCAAGGAGACCCGGGGGGCAUCCCCGGAUUUACCCUGAGCAUGCAUUGGCACUGCCCCCCACCAACAUGGCUCUUUUACAGUAUUGUGCCUGCAGCCUCAUGUAGUGCCACUGUUAUAGCUGCUGGACAGCGACCGGACAUCAAUAAGGGCAUUGCAGACUGUGCCAAGCUCCCUGUGCCAAGGGGCAACACUGGAAUUCUCCAAUAAUCUUACAUUGGGAAUUGUGAGAUUUGGAAGGGAUUUUUUUUAUUAUUUUUUAUUUUUUUUCUUGCUGCUGUUGGACCCAGUCCUGUUGUAUAUUGUGCUACAAGCCCAUCUCUAUAUGUUCCUGGCAGCAGCUGGUUUCAGAUAGAUGCCCAGCCCUGGCAUCCUGUAUGUAUGUGUCCCUGGCAGCAGCUGGAUAUAAUAAAUGUACAGAAAGAUUUGAGCUUCCCAACCAGGGUGCCUCCAGCUGUUGCAAAACUACAACUCCCAGCAUGCCCAGACAGCCUUCGGCUGUCUGGGCAUGCUGGGAUUGGAGUUUUGCAACAGCUGGAGGCACCCUGGUUGGGAAACACUGAUAGACACUCAGCCUUGUGAUCCUGUAUGUGUAUCUGGCAGCAGCUGGCUUAUGGAAAUGUCUGCUCUGUACUGUACUAAUAGAUCAGUGUUUCUCAACCAGGGUGCCUCCAGCUGUUGCAAAUCUACAGCUUCCAGAAUGCUGGGAGUAGUAGUUUUGCAACAGCUGGAGGCACCCUGGUUGGGAAACACUGAUAGACGCUCAGCCUUGUGAUCCUGUAUGUGGAUCUGGCAGCAGCUGGCUUAUGGAAAUGUCUGCUCUGUACUGUACUAAUAGAUCAGUGUUUCUCAACCAGGGUGCCUCCAGCUGUUGCAAAUCUACAGCUUCCAGAAUGCUGGGAGUAGUAGUUUUGCAACAGCUGGAGGCACCCUGGUUGGGAAACACUGAUAGACGCUCAGCCUUGUGAUCCUGUAUGUGGAUCUGGCAGCAGCUGGCUUAUGGAAAUGUCUGCUCUGUACUGUACUAAUAGAUCAGUGUUUCUCAACCAGGGUGCCUCCAGCUGUUGCAAAUCUACAGCUUCCAGAAUGCUGGGAGUAGUAGUUUUGCAACAGCUGGAGGCACCCUGGUUGGGAAACACUGAUAGGCGCUCAGCCCUGUGAUCCUGUAUGUGUAUCUGGCAGCAGCUGGCUUAUGGAAAUGUCUGCUCUGUACUAUACUAAUAGAUCAGUGUUUCUCAACCAGGGUGCCUCCAGCUGUUGCAAAUCUACAACUUCCAGAAUGCUGGGAGUAGUAGUUUUGCAACAGCUGGAAGCACCCUGGUUGGGAAACACUGAUAGGCGCUCAGCCCUGUGAUCCUGUAUGUAUGUGUAUCUGGCAGCAGCUGGCUUAUGGAAAUGUCUGCUCUGUACUGCACUAAAUAGAUCAGUGUUUCUCAACCAGAGUGCCUCCAGCUGUUGCAAAUCUACAACUCCCAGAAUGCUGGGAGUUGUAGUUUUGCAACAGAUGGAAGCACCCUGGUUGGGAAACACUGAGAUAGAUGCUCAGCCCUAGGAUCCUGUAUGUAUGUCGAAGGCGGUCUGAACAUGCUGGGUGUUGUAGUUUUACAACAGCUGGAGGCACCCUGCUUGGGAAACACUGAUCUAUUAUGCUCUGCCCUGAGAUCCUGUAUGUAUGUGUACCUGGCAGCAGCUGGCUUUUGAAAAUGUCUGCUCUGUACCGUGCAAAUAGAUCAAUGGUUUCUCAACCAGGGGGGCCUCCAGCUGUUGCAAAACUACUACUCACCAGCAUGCUGGGAGUAGUAGUUUUGCAACAGCUGGAAGCACCCUGGUUGGGAAACCCCGAGAUAGAUGCUCAGCCCUAGGAUCCUGUAUGUAUGGAAAGGUCUGCUUAUCUGCUACAAGUCGGUGUCACCCGGAUGUUACCGUUGCAAUCCAAUGUGUCUUCUUUUUUUUUUCUUUAUGUUUGUAUCAUUUUUGUUUAUUGUUUAUGUUUGUAUCAUUUUUGUUUAUUGUUUAUGUUUGUAUCAUUUUUGUUUAUUGUUUAUGUUUGAAUGUAUCAACGGUUAUUGUUCAUGUUAAGAUGGCAGGUAUAUAGCCAGAGACCAGCUGCCUAUGGUUAUAUAUAUACAUCCUGUGGGUGAAGAUUUACAACCAGGUGACUAGAUAAGAGAAUUGCUGUGUCAAUAAUCUUUCUUUUCAAAGCCAAAAGGCAUUAAAUAGUUAAACUGGGGGGUGUAUAGUGACCCCAAUGUUGCCCCAAAAUCUGUCACAUGGUGCUGUUUAUGGUCAGUAUUAGGAUAGCGUCUCAGCUUAGAAUUUUAGAUUAUGGAACCUGUUGCAAAACUACAACUCCCAGCAUGCCCGGACAGCCUUCGGCUGUCCGGGCAUGCUGGGAGUUGUAGUUUUGCAACAGCUGGAGGCACCCUGAUUGUAAAAUAAAUGUUUUUUAUAUAUAUUGUUGGACUACUCAUUCAUCUAUAGGAAGCGAUAUCCUAAGCAAUUUUCAUAUCUAAUUGUCUUUGAGCAGUGUUCCCCAAUGUGUAGCAUUUCGGCUGUUGCAAAACUACAACUCCUAUCGUGUCAGUGCAUAGAGAGAGUUGUACUUUUGCAACGGCUGAUGAACCACAACUCCCAUCAUGUCAGUGUAUAGAGAGUUGAAGUUUUAAAGGAGCACAACUCCCAUCAUGUCAGUGUAUAGAGAGUUGAAGUUUUAAAGGAGCACAACUCCCAUCAUGUCAGUGUAUAGAGAGUUGAAGUUUUAACAACUCCCAUCAUGUCAGUACAUAGAGUUGUAGUUUGGCAACAGUUGAGGAACCACAACUCCCAUCAUGUCACUGCAUAGGGUUGUAGGUUUGUUGCAGCUGAAGAUGCACAACUCCCAUCAUGUCAGUACAUAGAAUUGUAGUUUGGCAACUGCUAAUGAACCGCAACUCCCAUCAUGUCAGUGCAUACUGCGUAGAGGUGUUGUUUUUUAGCAGCUGAAGAAGCACAACUCCCAUCAUGUCAGCACAUAGUGAGUUGUCGUUUUAAAGGAGCACAACUCCCAUCAUGUCCGUACAUAGAGUUGUAGUUUGGCAACAGCUAAUGAACCUCAACUCCCAUCAUGUCAGUGUAUAGAGCAGUGGUUUUCAACCUGCGGACCUCCAGAUUUUGCAAAACUACAACUCCCAGCAUGCCCGGACAGCCAACAGCUGAGAGUUGUAGUUUUGCAACAUCUGGAGGUCCGCAGGUUGAAGACCACUGGUAUAGAGUUGAAGUUUUAAAGGAGCAAAACUCCCAUCAUGUUGAGUUGUAGUUUGGCAACAGUUGAGGAACCAAAACUCCCAUCAUGUCAGUGCAUAGAGUUGUAGUUUUUUAGCAGCUGAAGAACCACAACUCCCAUCAUGUCAGCACAUAGAGUUGUGGUUUUAAAGAAGCACAACUCCCAUCAUGUCAGUACAUGGAGUUGUAGUUUGUCAGCAGCUAAUGAACCACAACUCCCAUCAUGUCAUUACAUAGAGUAAUGUAGUUUGGCAACAGCUGAAGAACCACGACUGCCAAAAUGUCCGCGCAUAGAAUUGUAGUUUGGCAACAACAGCUGAAGAACCACAACUCCCAUCAUGUCAGUGUAUAGGGAGUCAUAGUUUUGCCCCAGGUUGAGGAACACUGCUCUAUCGUCGCCCCAGGUACAUCAUUUCUGGUAUUACGGAUCCAUCUGUGUGUCACAUGAUCAGCAAAGUUUUUUGUUUUUUUUCCCCCCUUAUUUAUUCUGUGUUGUGAACAUGGACCAAUAUCCUUUAUUUCGUUGUCUGACUCUAUUUUAUUCAUUGAUUUAUCAUUAAAAGCACUGCCAGUUUUUGUUUCUGUCAAAUACAGUGUGAUUCCUUUAAUCCAGCAUUCGAUAGUUCAGAAAUUGUGACCAAAGCUGCAAGAUAGUCCGACCAGGCCGGCGGAACCGAUCCAAAAUCUUUAGUUUUCGGGAAUCCAAAUAGAAUUUUGUUUUUCGUUAACCCAUUUUAUACACAAGUAGUUGAGUGUUUGAUAAUCCAGAAUGUCCUCUAAUCCGGUAUAUUAAUGGAUAUUUCUGUACAUUAUUAGAAUCGCGUUGUGUUACAUAUGGGUCAUAGUUUGUUAUCUAGUAUUUUCCAACAAGGGUGUUGUAAAACUACAACACCCAGCAUGCCCGGACAGCCGAAGGCUGUCCGGGCAUGCUGGGAGUUGUAGUUUUGCAACAGCUGGAGGCACCCUAGUAGGGAAACACUGUUCUAAUCUCAAUUGCAGAAUGGUUUCCAGCUGUUGAAAAAGGACAACUACCACCACGUCCUUACUGGGCAUGCUGGGAGUUGUAGUUUUCCAACAGCUGGAGGCACCCUAGUAGGGAAACACUGUUCUAAUCUCAAUUGCAGAAUGGUUUCCAGCUGUUGCAAGAGGACAACUACCACCACAUCCUGACUGGGCAUGCUGGGAGUUGUAGUUUUGCAACAGCUGGAGGCACCACAGUAGGGAAACACUGUUCUAAUCUCAAUUGCAGAAUGGUUUCCAGCUGUUGCAAGAGGACAACUACCACCACAUCCUGACUGGGCAUGCUGGGAGUUGUAGUUUUGCAACAGCUGGAGGCACCCUAGUAGGGAAACACUGUUCUAAUCUCAAUUGCAGAAUGGUUUCCAGCUGUUGAAAAAGGACAACUACCACCACGUCCUUACUGGGCAUGCUGGGAGUUGUAGUUUUCCAACAGCUGGAGGCACCCUAGUAGGGAAACACUGUUCUAAUCUCAAUUGCAGAAUGGUUUCCAGCUGUUGCAAGAGGACAACUACCACCACAUCCUGACUGGGCAUGCUGGGAGUUGUAGUUUUGCAACAGCUGGAGGCACCACAGUAGGGAAACACUGUUCUAAUCUCAAUUGCAGAAUGGUUUCCAGCUGUUGCAAGAGGACAACUACCACCACAUCCUGACUGGGCAUGCUGGGAGUUGUAGUUUUGCAACAGCUGGAGGCACCCUAGUAGGGAAACACUGUUCUAAUCUCAAUUGCAGAAUGGUUUCCAGCUGUUGCAAGAGGACAACUACCACCACAUCCUGACUGGGCAUGCUGGGAGUUGUAGUUUUGCAACAGCUGGAGGCACCACAGUAGGGAAACACUGUUCUAAUCUCAAUUGCAGAAUGGUUUCCAGCUGUUGCAAGGACAACUACCACCACAUCCUGACUGGGCAUGCUGGGAGUUGUAGUUUUGCAACAGCUGGAGGCACCCUAGUAGGGAAACACUGUUCUAAUCUCAAUUGCAGAAUGGUUUCCAGCUGUUGCAAGAGGACAACUACCACCACAUCCUGACUGGGCAUGCUGGGAGUUGUAGUUUUGCAACAGCUGGAGGCACCCUAGUAGGGAAACACUGUUCUAAUCUCAAUUGCAGAAUGGUUUCCAGCUGUUGCAAAAAGGACAACUACCACCAUGUCCUGACUGGGCAUGCUGGGAGGUGUAGUUCUUUCUCAACUGGAGAGCCACAGCUUGGGAAACCCUGCUUCAUUACAAAAAAAAAUUUAAAAUUUAAAAAACAUGAGCAACUUUACAGUCUGUAGCAAAAAUUGCCGAGUGGUCCGAUUGGUCGCAAUAGGCAAGCGCGCCACUUUUUGCUUGUGCGUUUUUCCCGGAUCUUGUUUGCAGGUGACAGACGGAGGCAGAGGUGUAAAUUAAGGAGUCUCUGGCUUUUUUUUUUUUUUUUUGCAUGGAAUGCAGAUUUCUGGCUAACAAAGUUGCCUGGGGGUGGACUCCACCAUUUGGCUCCCAGGCAGGGGGGUGUGUGGGCUGUGUUGAGUGAAUCAUCUUUAGAUAAACAGAAGUACUUAAAGCUGGCAUGUCACCUGGUUAUGUAGACAUGGGCCUGAGACCUAAUCAGUCCUCCAUUAUGCGAACCGUUUCGCAAGUGGUUAAUUGGUAAUUGAGUCUGGGGUACUGAGGGUGAGUGCACACUCGGCAAAUCGGGUGUCUUACCUUAAUGCCAGUUACAUACAAUAUCGACAAGUAUACCCAUCAUAAAGAGAUCUAUCAUGCUUUUAUUUCUGGUCAUUAGACCAGUGUUUACCAACCAAUGGUGCCUCCAGCUGUUUCAAAACUUCAACUCCCAGCAUG